AUGUUAUCUAUUCGAAACCGAGGCAGUGAGUUGGCAACUGCACUCAAGAAAAAGACAACCAAGGAUGGCUGGGUCACUGAGAAACACACUUCUCCUUACUCUGAAAGUGACAUCUGGACGAACAAGGACAGUGAUGUUACACCACUUGAGCAAAGAACAUGGACAACAUGGACUAUGCUUGGUUUUUGGAUCAGUGAUUCGCUGAGUGCUCAAGGAUGGGAGGGUGCAGCAUCUAUCAUCGCUGUAGGCUUGACUUGGCGUGAAGCUGUAUACUGUUUAAUAUUGGGUUACACCAUCGACACUAUACCCAUGAUCCUGAACGGAGUGAUUGGCGCGGAGCUGCAUGUUUCGUUUCCUGUAGUGGCCAGAGCAUCCUUUGGUUUUAAUUUUUCGAAGUUUGCAGUCGUUAUCCGAAUGAUCACAGCAUUGUUCUGGCAUGCGAUUCAAACUUACACCGGCUCAACUGCAAUGACACAAGUCAUUCGAGCGAUUUGGCCGUCAUUUUUGGAACUGGAGAAUCAUAUCCCAGAAGCGGUAGGCAUCACAACUCAGCAGAUGAUAUCGCAUUUCUUGUUCUGGAGUUUACAGUUCCCGCUGCUUUUGAUCCCACCAUACAAGCUAAAGUGGUUUUUCGUUUUCAAGUCUGUCGUAGUAAUUAGUUGCGCUCUUGGUAUGGUCAUUGGACUGUCCGUGCAAGCCGGAGGAGCUGGAGAUAUCUGGGAGCAAAAGGCGACGGUCACUGGGACAAAGAAGACUUGGCUUAUUCUUUCUUCGAUGUCUAGUAUUACUGGAGGAUGGGCCACCAUGGGUACAAACAUACCAGAUUUCACACGAUACACAACCAAGACUCGACCCGUCUAUUACCAAGGGCUUUUCCUUCCUCUCAUCGGAUCCGUAUUAGGCGUUCUCGGGAUCGUAGGAACAAGUUGUGCUAAAGUGCUCUACGGAUCCUACAUCUGGGACCCCCUUGAAAUCGCCGCUCAAUGGAACAGCCCCGGCGGACGAGCCGCAGCAUUCUUCGUCGGAUUUUCCUGGAUAGUCGCCCAAAUCGGCACAAACAUAUCUGCGAAUGUUAUCUCCUGCUCUAACGAUAUGACGAAUCUUUGGCCCAAAUACAUCAAUAUUCGCAGGGGUACCAUAAUUACUACCAUCAUCGGUGGAUGGGUCAUGGUUCCCUGGAAAAUUAUCCAUUCGGCCUCGAAUCUGCUUACGUUCAUGAGUGCGCUUGCUAUAUUCCUCGCGCCUAUCGCUGCUAUCAUGGCUGCAGAUUACUGGAUCGUACGACGAGGUGCCGUCGAUGUUCCUGCUUUAUACCAAAGCCAUGGCAGAUACCGAUACGAUGCUGGUUUCAAUUGGCGAGCAGCCGCCGCAAUGCUCAUAUCCCUCGCUCCCAACCUCCCAGGAAUGGCACACGCCGUCAACCCCAGCCUCAAAAUCGGCAACAUCACGCAUAUCUACGACAUCAACUAUCUCUACGGCUUCUUCGUCGCUUUCAUCGCAUACGCGACGCUCAGUCUGCUGUUCCCGGCUACGGAAACGCUGAUCGAGAAGAUGGUUCCUGGGGAAGUGGAGUAUUAUACUGGGGAGGAGGUGGUGAAUGGGGAUAUGGAGAAGAAUCAGACAGGCGUGGGGGAGAAGAGGAAGUCGUAUACGGAGUCGCUUACUGGAGGUGGUAUGUAG
This is a messenger RNA of Glarea lozoyensis ATCC 20868, 1680 nucleotides long. RefSeq names its product NCS1 allantoate transporter. Gene Ontology annotation, molecular function: nucleobase transmembrane transporter activity. Bases 1 to 1680 code for a protein of 559 amino acids. Gene Ontology annotation, biological process: transmembrane transport; nucleobase transport. The transcript is spliced from 5 exons. Gene Ontology annotation, cellular component: plasma membrane. Lineage: Eukaryota; Fungi; Ascomycota; Leotiomycetes; Helotiales; Helotiaceae. The record is from RefSeq and is a predicted model, not a curated record.